Molecule: messenger RNA, 5250 nt
Organism: Phodopus roborovskii (desert hamster)
Lineage: Eukaryota; Metazoa; Chordata; Mammalia; Rodentia; Cricetidae
Gene: Antxr1
Product: ANTXR cell adhesion molecule 1
Exons: 18
Coding region: 352-2040 (562 amino acids)
Cellular component (GO): membrane
Molecular function (GO): signaling receptor activity
Source: RefSeq, a predicted model, not a curated record
GAAAGGAGGGGAGAAGGGAGGGAGCAAAGACACCGCACUGCCCCAACCAAGAACAAUUUGAAAACCCACCCCAUCAUACUUAAAAUCUAGGACAAAGAGCCGCCGGGACGGAACUGCUUCGACUGCAAAGCUUCAAGCUUAGCAACUCCACGGAGCAGAGCGCCCUGGGGUCCCUGAAAUCCGAAACCCAGCUCAGAACCGGCGGAAACCAGAACGAAACCCUUGAACUUUUCUGGACAAUUGCUUCCGGGCGUUUCCAGGCAGCCAGGGGACCCCUCGGGAGCCGGGGCUGCGUAUGGCGAGCCCCUGAGGUCCUGCGGAGGCAAGAGAAACCAGUUCUCCGGCUGCAGUAUGGACCGCGCGGGGUGCCUGGGCGCGGGCCUGCGGGGACUCUUCGUGGCUGCGCUUGUGCUCGUGUGCGCUGGACAAGGGGGACGCCGCGAAGACGGGGGACCAGCUUGCUAUGGGGGAUUCGAUCUCUACUUCAUCCUGGACAAAUCAGGAAGUGUGCUCCACCACUGGAAUGAAAUCUACUACUUUGUGGAGCAGCUGGCUCAUAGAUUCAUCAGCCCACAGCUAAGGAUGUCCUUCAUUGUCUUCUCUACUCGAGGGACAACCUUAAUGAAACUAACUGAGGACAGGGAACAGAUCCGACAAGGCCUAGAAGAACUCCAGAAAGUUCUGCCAGGAGGAGACACUUACAUGCACGAAGGAUUUGAAAGGGCCAGUGAGCAGAUUUACUAUGAAAACAGUCAAGGGUACAGGACAGCGAGUGUCAUCAUCGCACUGACGGAUGGGGAACUGCAUGAAGACCUCUUCUUCUACUCAGAGAGAGAGGCUAACAGAUCCCGAGACCUUGGUGCAAUUGUUUACUGUGUUGGUGUGAAGGAUUUCAAUGAAACUCAGUUGGCUCGGAUUGCAGACAGUAAGGACCAUGUGUUUCCUGUGAAUGAUGGCUUCCAGGCUCUUCAAGGCAUCAUCCACUCAAUUCUAAAGAAAUCCUGCAUCGAAAUUCUAGCAGCUGAACCAUCUACCAUAUGCGCAGGAGAGUCUUUUCAAGUGGUUGUAAGAGGAAAUGGCUUCCGACACGCCCGCAACGUGGACAGGGUUCUCUGCAGCUUCAAGAUCAAUGACUCGGUUACACUCAAUGAGAAGCCCUUUGCUGUGGAAGACACUUACUUGCUGUGCCCAGCACCCAUCUUAAAAGAAGUUGGCAUGAAAGCUGCACUGCAGGUCAGCAUGAAUGAUGGCCUGUCCUUCAUCUCCAGUUCUGUGAUCAUCACCACCACACACUGUUCAGAUGGCUCCAUCCUGGCAAUUGCCCUGCUGAUCCUCUUCCUGCUGCUGGCUCUGGCACUGCUCUGGUGGUUCUGGCCCCUCUGCUGCACAGUGAUUAUCAAGGAGAUCCCUCCACCCCCUGUUGAGGAGAGUGAGGAAGAAGACGAUGAUGGUCUGCCAAAGAAGAAAUGGCCGACAGUAGAUGCCUCUUACUAUGGAGGACGAGGUGUCGGAGGCAUUAAAAGGAUGGAGGUUCGAUGGGGAGAAAAGGGCUCCACAGAAGAAGGUGCUAAAUUGGAAAAGGCAAAGAAUGCAAGAGUCAAGAUGCCAGAGCAAGAAUAUGAGUUCCCGGAGCCCCGCAAUCUCAACAACAACAUGCGCCGGCCAUCUUCCCCCCGGAAGUGGUACUCGCCCAUCAAGGGAAAACUCGAUGCCUUGUGGGUUCUGCUAAGGAAGGGCUAUGACCGAGUGUCCGUAAUGAGGCCACAGCCAGGAGACACGGGGCGCUGCAUCAACUUCACCAGAGUGAAGAACACUCAGGCAGCCAAGUACCCACUUAACAACGCCUACCACCCCAGCUCCCCACCUCCUGCUCCUAUCUACACACCCCCACCCCCUGCUCCCCACUGUCCUCCCCCAGCCCCCAGUGCCCCCACUCCUCCCAUCCCCUCUCCACCAUCCACUCUCCCCCCUCCUCCUCAGGCCCCACCCCCCAACAGGGCACCACCUCCCUCCCGACCUCCUCCAAGGCCUUCUGUCUAGAACCCAAAGUCUGUGCUCUGGGCUGCCUGAGAAACUCCAGGAGGAGGUUCCUCUACUGUCAGAAAGAUCUUCCCAGCCCAAGGUGGUGAGUGGUGACUGACUCACAGGAUUUAAAAGUCGUGAUGGGCAGAACAAAAUGAAAAAUUUGGACUGCCUAAAGACAAACAAUGAGACAAUUGCAAUCAUAUUUCUAGCCUGUGACCCCUCACCUCUAGAAGAAGGUUCCAGAGAUGGCUAUACUGCCAAGAUGCUCUCAACUAGAUCAUGUCCCAUGGAGACAAGGAAGAAAGUAAUUUCCGAGAAUGGAAUGCAGCAUUGGAUAAGAAAUAACCUGGCUGAGUUCGGAAUGCCGCCUUCUCCAUGACUUGACUCUCAACAAGGCCAUCCUUACCCCUGAGCACCACCCUGCAACAAUGAAAAGGUGUGGUGUCCCUAGGAUGCAUCAAGCAGAUAUCCAAUGGGGAUCUGCAGGUUGUCUUACAUAAGAACACAUGCUUUAUUCUCCUUCCCAAACCUCCCAGUUUCCCAGUGAGGAGGGAAGCAUCAUUUGUGAUGGGAAAGGUUGCCAUGCUAAGACAUUAGUGGAGUUGGUCCUUAGCACUGAUGAAAAACACUGAUGGGAGCAUUCAGCUAUUACAUCUAGAGCUGGUUGGCUUCAGCCCCUAAACCACCAAGUCAUUAUCAAAGGCAACCUGCUAUUGAUUCAUCUUAAACAUCGAGGUUUGGCUUUGGCAUGGAUCAGAGCUGAUCACAUGGCACCUUCCACAUAAGAUCACAAGGUGCUUUAUCAGCGAAGGACCAGAGAUUUUGUUUCAGAGUCAGUAGUCCUGCCUUGAUAAGAAAACUACUCCCAGUUGAUUCACUCUGGAACAGGCUACCAUGUGUAGAGACUGGUGUAAUUCUCCUUAACCUUCAAUCUACUCAAAUAUCACCAGUUAUUUAAAAAGGGAAAAUACACCAUGUGUGUAACACAGAAGAGCUCUGCCUGAAACUGCCACCCUAUCCCUCCACGUCAUUCUGAAGGUGCCUGUCAGUGAGCCCUUUAACCUCAUAUAAAACCUGGAUAUUGUCACCCAUGAAAACAGAGGUCAUUGUCAAAGGCAGCACAUCCAAAAUCAUGCUUCCACCCUUAAUUUUCCACGGGCUCUGAAAUUUCUGUCUCAGGCUCCUAAAACUCUAAACUCUUCCCUGGAUCAAAAGAUAAAAUCAAUACAAGUUUUUGUGCUUUGGGCUGCAGUCUACAAAGAUCCCUUAAGAACUCAAGUUAGCCUCCUUCUUUCAGCUGGUUUAGAACAGAGGAUCAGGUGUGGCACAUUCCAUACAGACCAAUUCUUGUUCCCAAGGCAGACAUUAUUAAUCAGUCUCAGAACUACAUAUUUUUCCACAGUACUUCAAACCACAGCUCUAAUGGCCUAUCAGUCAUCAGUUAGAACUGACAGAGAUAAACACUAUUUGCAAUCCCUACCUUAGAGAAGCAGAGGAGAAUGGGGGAGUCACCAGCAUAAAAGGUAUUGUCUGGGGGAAAUUGACCUGGGAGUGCCUAAGUCCAUGACCAUGAUGUCCCAUCUAUGGUGUCAACACCAAAGUAACACUUCCAAGUGUACUUCAAACCUCGCCCUUCUCCCUGUUAGUUGCCAUUCCCCAGUUUUCAGGAUUUAUGACAAGUGACCUCCCUCACUCUUACUGUACCCUGUACUGUCUACUUGUAGAACAAAGCUUCUUUACUGUAGUCCCUCAUUAAGCAAGGGCCUAAAUGUCUCAGCCAUUUGUGGUGACAUUGCUAGGCCCUAGAAAACCAUUCCUAGGAGAAUGGGCUCCCCAGGCUCACAGCAUGCAGACAUUAAGUCCUCCUGGCAACUGUUUUGACUGCUGGCAGUACAAAGCAGGCCACCCCACCUCACUGCUACACAAUUGUGCAGCAUUAGAAAGUCCAAACUAAGAUGCUGGCAUUGCUGCUCAACAAAAGUGGGCUCCAGGGAAGGCAGCAGGCUCCCAAGAGGAGGCCACCCUGUGCCCUGUGCAGUUUCCCAAGAGGCCGUGUGAAGUGUCCGAAGAAUAAGGAAUGUUGACACAUGGUUAUUCUGAGAAGAAUUGCAAGGUUUGACCUUAGAAUUGACCCAAUAUGUCUUCCCUGGUCAUUCAGAAUUAUGGUUAGAAGUUUCUAGAAAUUGAACAAGGUUACUACCUUUCAUAGGAGGCUACUCUGGGCAGGAAAAGUCUACCUGGCUUAAAGUCCAUCAGUUAAGUGUCAUUCCCUGUAAGCAGCAGGAGAUAGUGGUUGUAAUUAGGAAAAUGUAUGUGUCAUUUGUUUGACCCCUUGUUAUUGUCUUUAUAAAGUUUUUUAUAUAAAAGCCAAAUUUUGUUGUAUAUAUUCAUAUUCCAUAUGACAGAUGGAAGCACGUCCUAUAGGUGUGAAUAAAAAGAACAGUUGUAGUAAAUUAUUAAAGCCAGUGAUAUUUCAUGGCAGGUUACUCUACCAAGCUGUGCUUGUUGAUACCCCAUGACCAACUGCUUUAAUGUACAAAUAGUUAUUGAACUGACGACGCCCUUGUUUACACAACAUCAAUAACACCUUGCUGAGAACUACAGUCAGUUCCUGUGCUGACAGCUUGCUCACAAAUAGGGUCCCGCCUGGAGCUUGGCACACGCUUCUGUGAGACAGAUAAGAGAGGUCUUUCCCCAGCACAGGGGACAAAGCUACCCAUAAACUAAUGGAAUGCUAGCUCUCCAACUAGGGGUGGGGUCUCCCUAGAAUCCUUAGGAGGAGCAGAAAUGGUCCUCACUUGCCACCUGCACACAAUGUGAUGGUGGAAAACCCAUCAAACAAUAAUUCAGCAACAGUUCAAGAACAGAAGGAGUUAAUGCUGUGUAAAAUGGGUGGAAUUUGUUUGUAAGCUAUAUAAAGCCUGUCUGUACUCACCAGGAGGAAGGGAAGGGAACAUUCUGGUCAGUUGUCUUAGUUAUCUGAGUCUGGCUACAUUAUCAUGCUUGGAGAACCAAUUUAAAAGAAUUAGAAUAUGAUUUCUGAAUGUACGUAACCUUAAACUCUUCUCUUUUUCUAUGGUAAUUUAGUUAUGGAUGUUCAGCGUCUCUGGGCUGUUGUAUGAAAGCUCUGUCAUCGCCAUACUGUGCUGUAGGAGACUGGGCUGAACCUGUACAAUGGUAUACCCUGGAAGUUGCUUUUUUAAAAUAAUAAUAAAUACCUAAAAC